This is a messenger RNA of Cylicostephanus goldi, 575 nucleotides long. The record is from the annotation of a GenBank genome assembly. NCBI's taxonomy places the organism in Eukaryota, Metazoa, Nematoda, Chromadorea, Rhabditida, Strongylidae.
AUGAAUGGUACGGCCAUGUCUGAAACCGUGGUGAGCUGCUUGAGAAAACUCGAUGUGGAUCUGUCUCGGAUAGGAACUAUAGUAGCGAAUGAGAUUCGGCCUUUGCAAGAAUUGGCACUUUAUCUUCGUACAAAAUUUGUUCCGUGCGCGGCAAAUACCAUGAGCCUUGUUGUUGGAGAAACACUCAGUACGGAGCCAUGUGCUUCAACAAUCGGAAGGCUGCGUUUUUUGAUAUCAGAAUUCCAAAGAAACAAGGGCGCGAAAAUGCAUUUGAGAAGUCGCCAGAGGGAGUGCAAACUACUUGAAGUAACUCCAAAUGUCGACACACCAGAUCGAUGGAUCACUACUUAUAGCAUGAUCUGUGAUUUUCUGGUUACCUUGCCAGUAUUCACUGAGCUAAUGGCAAGGAUGAAUUUACCACAGCUGCAGGAGGGCGAUAUACAUUUUCUGGAAGCGCUCAGGACAUUUUUGGAGCCGUUUUACUCACUUACCAAGCAGGUCUGCGCGAGAGAUGCGACUGCGUCGGUAUUCCUUGCUGUUGGACGAAUACUCAUCACGACGACUGAGAAGUAAGU